AUGGAAAGAUUAGUAAUAAAACUAAGAGAAAGUAAUGCUUUUCCUAACCAUAAAUUUUUGGAAACCAUACUUGACAAAUAAUUCUGCUAAUUCUAAAGUUGGAAAGUUUCUUGUUAAAUGUAGUGUCAAAAUUUUACUUCAAGAAGAAAUAAUCUUAGGAAAAGAUUUUGAAUGCAUAGAGAGCCAUCAUGGCUGAAGAUGAUGGUGCAGAUGUUCAGCUAGGAGCUGCUGCUGAGGCAACUGUCAUGGCAUAUCAUGAGCUGGCAUUGGAUGCUGACAAGAGAUUACAUUUGGCUCUGGAUGAAACCUGCCUUCAGUUCCUCUCACUGGUCAUUGGCAAUGGAGACAACAAUCUGGCUUCUAAAUCCAUGGCUACUCUGGCUGCUCUGGCUGAGUCACCCGAGUGCCGUGCCCCAAUGGCUUCUACGUUUGGAGUCCUGCACAGCCUUAGGGCUUCUGUUGAGGAAGAUAAUGACCACACAGACGAGAUGAAGAGUAAAGCAGCUGAGCUCUUCACUUGCCUCAAUUUUGCGCUGUACCAACAAAGAGCUGCCAGAAGACGAUCAAAAAUGCCAUCUGAGGUGUCAGCUGAUCCUCCCUCUUCUGUUUCUGUUGAGACCAACUCUUGUGACAGUCACAUGGACAGCAGUAAAGUGGAUGCAGGGCCAUCUGGAAGUGUUGAGUCCUGUGAUAGCCGCAUUGAAAGCAGCGAACUGGAGGCCGGCAAAGUUGAUACUGAUGAUGUUGAUGGCAAAAAUGAUGGUAAAGCCAACAAGAAAGGGUCUAGAAAAGCAGUGACUGGAAAGGAAACGCAAACUGCUGACCCAAAAUAUGAUAAAGAUAACAAUAGAGGAUUAGUAAGAAGUGAGAGUGCAGAAAGUACUUGCUCUUCUGUCUCUAUGUCUUCCAGUAGUCAACCUUGCCAGAAGCUGCAAACCCCAGGAACUGAGGAGGCUGAUGGUCAGAGUAACAGCCGCCGCGGCAAGUACUACACUGACCCAAAAUUCCGCACUCGUCUCAUCACGCUGCACGUGCAAGGCAUGCAAACGCCGAGCGAGCGCGCAUGCGUAGAGGGAGCGCUGGUGCGGGUGCGCGGUGUCAUCUCGCUGGUGUUCGACAUGACACAGUCGCGCAUCGCGUGUCGCGUGCGUCGUGUGCUGGACCUCGCUAAGCUCGGUUCUGCCAUCGACAAACUCGACAUGAACAUGCAGCUGUUCCAAGUCGUUGCCAAAAACGUCAAUGAAGAGGUACGAAUCCCUCUCUCUAAAGCACCUGUUAAGAGUACUGAGGAAGCGAAGAAAGCCUCGUCACCGUCGCGUGACGACGAUGAUACCAGCGACGUUGAGCUCCCGGAAUAUCUGCCUGAAGAUGAGGACGACGAAUGCGCCGCCGUUGACGACCCAAGCUCCGCCGUCGCCAACACCGGCGCCGCUAUAAGAGAAGCCGCGUCCAGUCUCUUCUCGGCUGCUGCUUCGCUGCUCCAGCAAUCCUUUUAUUGGUGAAACGGUUUAUGUUUCUUGACGUAAGGUGAAACGGCUCUGUUUCUUGACUUGAGGUGAAACGGCUGUUUCUUGACGUGAGGUGAAACGUCUCUGUUUCUUGACGUGAGGUGAAACGGCUUUGUUUCUUAACGUGAGGUGAAACAUGCCGUCUCUUAACGAAAUGUGAAACGUGUCGUCUCUUGACGAGAUGUGAAACGUGUCGUCUCUUGACGAGAUGUGAAACGUGUCGUCUCUUGACGAGAUGUGAAACGUGUCGUCUCUUGACGAAAUGUGAAACGUGUCGUCUCUUGACGAGAGGUGAAUUCAUGCCGUCUCUUGACGAGAUGUGAAACGUGUCUCUUGAUGACGAAUGGUUAAAUGUCUCUGAAACGUCGAUCGCCCCUUCAAUUCAGGCGUUUCGCAGUCAUGUCCCUCUUGUGGUGAAAAGCCUUGUCUCCUUUGCAUUGAAAAGUUAAGAUUGUCCGUUCUUUGUUGAAAUCUUGACUUUUUUUGAUGUACAACUUCUUUCAA
This is a messenger RNA of Hyalella azteca, 2012 nucleotides long. RefSeq lists its product as uncharacterized. The record is from RefSeq and is a predicted model, not a curated record. The coding region runs from base 189 to 1502 and encodes 437 amino acids. NCBI's taxonomy places the organism in Eukaryota, Metazoa, Arthropoda, Malacostraca, Amphipoda, Hyalellidae. Gene Ontology annotation, molecular function: metal ion binding. The transcript is spliced from 7 exons.